This is a messenger RNA of Caenorhabditis briggsae, 1614 nucleotides long. RefSeq names its product Protein CBR-AAT-5 (gene Cbr-aat-5). Gene Ontology annotation, molecular function: L-amino acid transmembrane transporter activity. The transcript is spliced from 10 exons. Gene Ontology annotation, cellular component: membrane. Bases 1 to 1614 code for a protein of 537 amino acids. Lineage: Eukaryota; Metazoa; Nematoda; Chromadorea; Rhabditida; Rhabditidae. The record is from RefSeq and is a predicted model, not a curated record. Gene Ontology annotation, biological process: amino acid transmembrane transport.
AUGGACGAAUCCAACAAAAUGGGGUUCUUAGGAGCCACUUCUUAUGUCAUUGGUAAUAUUAUUGGAUCAGGAAUCUUCAUCACACCAGCAUCAAUUCUUCGAAACGUAGACAGUAUUGGAUUGAGUUUACUCAUUUGGGUACUUUGUGCGGUGAUCGCUAUUCUUGGUGCUAUUUGCUACAUUGAACUGGGUACAUCAAUUCGUGAAGCUGGUUGUGAUUUCGCCUACAUCUGUUAUGUGAAAUGGUACUCCAUUGCAUUUGCAUUCAUGUGGGUAUCUGUCCUUAUGACAUAUCCAGCUACAAUUGCAAUUUGUGCUGAAACAUUCGGUCAAUAUCUCAUCGAAGGAUUGAAACAGUACUACGAAAUCGACGAAGCACUGGUGCCGACGUGCCAAAAGCUGUUUGCGUACUCGUUAUUAUUUCUCGUCACAUGGAUGAACUUCUUCGAAUUGAGCAAAUUUGCAGCUCGAUUCCAGAUUUUGGCUACUGUAGCUAAACUUUUCUCUUGUCUUCUUAUUAUUGGAACUGGGUUUUACUUUUACUUUGUCAAAGGAUGGCAUGGGUAUUUGGAAAACCCAAUGCAAGGCUCAAAAUACGGAACUGGAAACCUGAUUCUCGGUUUCUACGGAGGUCUUUGGGCGUUCUCUGGAUGGGACGUGCUCAAUUACAGCACUGGAGAGAUCAAGCAUCCAAAACGAAAUGUGCCGUUUGCACUUCUCACAGGAAUCAGUGUGGUCACAGCCAUCUACGUAGCUAUCAACGUCGCUUACUUCGUCGUUCUCGAUGUGGAAUCAGUGAAGCAAUCGGAUGCAGUUGCUGCGAUUUUUAGUCGUGAGACUCUCGGUGACUUCGCCAACAUCAUCCCAUUCCUGAUUGGUAUUCUGUUGAUUGGAUCGUUGAACAGCAAUCUGUUCUCUGGAAGUCGCUACAUGUAUGCAGCUGCUCGACAGGGACAUUUGCCUGCUUGCUUUUCGUGUGUCAAUGGAGAAACUGAAUCCCCAAGAGUGGCUGUUCUGGCACAGAGUGUUCUGGCACUGAUGAUUUCGUACAUUGGAGAUCUAGACACUCUCAUCACUUACGUAAUGUUCGGAUUUUGGGCUCAGAGAAUCUUCAGUCUUGUCGCCCUACUCAUCAUUCGCCAUAACCAUAUUCCUGUUCAUCCAGACGCUGUUAGGGUUCCACUUUUUUGUAUCUACUUAUUCUUAAUAAUCACUGUUGCACUGGUCAUUAUUCCUAUUUUCUAUGAGUUCCAAUCGACCGCUCUAGCUAUUGCAAUCUGUCUUUUUGGAUUUGUUCUCUAUUACGUUUUCAUCGAGAAGGCAAUUUUCCCAAGAUGGCUCGUAACUCUUAACAAGAAAGUAACGCUUUGGUGCUGUAUACUUUUCGAUUGCCUUCCAGAUGUUAAAGGCGGAGUUCAACUUCUUGCUUCAGACAGUUCCCAAGCUCUACUAUCUGAAAGACUUUCUUCGACUCGUCUCUCUGACGACAGCCUACCAGAUCUCCAUUCGGACGAAAAGAAUAUCAUGCGCAGAAAUGGAAGUGCUGCUGGUCUCAAGAUGUUAAUUUCCAGCGUUCCGUCUUCACUCGUCGAUCUGAUCAGCGACGUUCAAUAA